This is a messenger RNA of Propithecus coquereli (Coquerel's sifaka), 1945 nucleotides long. RefSeq names its product transmembrane protein 165 (gene TMEM165). The record is from RefSeq and is a predicted model, not a curated record. Gene Ontology annotation, cellular component: Golgi apparatus. Gene Ontology annotation, molecular function: calcium ion transmembrane transporter activity; manganese ion transmembrane transporter activity. The transcript is spliced from 6 exons. Lineage: Eukaryota; Metazoa; Chordata; Mammalia; Primates; Indriidae. Gene Ontology annotation, biological process: Golgi calcium ion homeostasis; manganese ion transmembrane transport; Golgi calcium ion transport. Bases 280 to 1248 code for a protein of 322 amino acids.
GGGCCCGCGGGAGUCGGGCUGGGCCGCACCGAGACAGUUGGCGGAGUCCUGUGUGGCCGCCGCGGGGAGAACGAGAGCCGAGCGGGCGGCUGCGGACGCCGGCCUGCCCUGCGCGUCCUGCCCGCCUCUCCCAUCUCCCGCAUGGUGCCCACUACCCCCUGAGCGGCUGCGGCGGCGCCGAGGCGUGAGGGACGUGCCGCGGAGGCGGCUCGGGCGAGGGUUCCCGGCGCCGGCACUUCCUCCUUGCGCUGCUCGUGCGCGGCCGGCUCGGCGGGCGGGAUGGCGGCCGCGGCCCGGGGGAGCGGCCGCGCAUCGGCGCCGCGGCUGCUUCUGCUCUUGCUGGUUCCGCUGCUGUGGGCCGGGGUCCGGGCCGGCCCCGACGAAGACCUUAGCCACCGGAACAAAGAACCGCCGGCGCCGGCCCAGCAGCUGCAGCCGCAGCCGGCGGCCGUGCAGGGCCCCGAGCCGGCCCGGGCCGAGAAAGGAUUAACGCCACCAGCCCCAGUUCAUACCAAUAAGGAAGAUCCAGCUACUCAGACUAACUUGGGGUUUAUCCAUGCAUUUGUUGCUGCCAUAUCAGUUAUCAUUGUAUCUGAACUGGGUGACAAGACAUUUUUCAUAGCAGCCAUCAUGGCGAUGCGCUAUAACCGUUUGACCGUGUUGGCUGGCGCGAUGCUUGCCUUGGGCCUGAUGACGUGCUUAUCAGUGUUGUUCGGCUACGCCACCACAGUCAUCCCCAGGGUGUACACGUACUACGUUUCAACUGCAUUGUUCGCCAUUUUUGGCAUUAGAAUGCUUCGGGAAGGCUUAAAGAUGAGCCCUGAUGAGGGUCAAGAGGAACUGGAAGAAGUUCAAGCAGAACUGAAGAAGAAAGAUGAAGAAUUUCAACGAACCAAACUCUUGAAUGGACCAGGAGAUGUUGAAACGGGUACAAGCACAACGAUACCUCAGAAGAAGUGGCUGCAUUUUAUUUCACCCAUUUUUGUUCAAGCACUUACGUUAACAUUCUUAGCAGAAUGGGGCGAUCGCUCUCAACUAACUACAAUUGUUUUGGCAGCUAGAGAGGACCCCUGCGGCGUGGCAGUGGGCGGAACCGUGGGGCACUGCUUGUGCACGGGACUGGCAGUGAUUGGGGGGAGGAUGAUCGCACAAAAAAUCUCCGUCAGAACCGUGACAAUCAUAGGAGGCAUCGUUUUUUUGGCAUUUGCAUUUUCUGCACUAUUUAUAAGUCCCGAUUCUGGUUUUUAACAAGCUAUUCCUCUGUAAUUAGUUUAAGAUAGGUAACUGUACAUAGUGUACAUUACAACUAAAAGUGAUGGAAACACUGUAUUUUGUAGCAUUAGUUUGUGAGUUUGACCCAUUUAAUGAAAGUAUCAUGUCUAAAGAGAUAAUCAUUGAUUCUAUUUGUAACAUGGGUUUUUAAAAGAAACCUGACUUCUAAGUGGAUUUUUCUUCUCUCCAGCAUAAUUAUGUGAAUACGGUCCCCAUUUCUGUUUGGUAGAUACAGAACCAUUGUGCGGUGGGGUCUGUCACUCGACUUUCUUUCAGCACCGACCCCUUUUUAAGGAAUAUAAAUUUUCUCCUUGAUCACUUAGGCGUUUAACAUUUUUCUUGGGGAAAGAAUGAAUUAAUUUCUGUUGCUAAAACAUUUCCCUGAGCCAGCAAACAGUAAUUUAAUCAUCAGUCUUUUCAAAAUUGGGUUCUUUGUUUUAAAAAAAGAGGGACAAAUAUGACAUUACUGUUACUAUGACACAACAAGAACUGUCUGCAAGGUCCAUCCUUCCUCUUUUUUUUUUUUUAAUUGGGUAGGACACCCAAUAUAAAAACAGUCAAUAUUUGACAAUGUGGGAUUACCAAAUUAAAAGAGAAUACUAUGAAUGUAUUCAUAUUUUUUCUAUGUUGGAUAAACAGUGUAACAAUGUAAAUAAAAGUGGUAUGACCAGUG